CAAUGUGGCUCAAGUUUUUAUGCAGGCCAAAUUUUUUAUUGAAUCAAAGAAAAUUAAAAGGACGCUUCAGUCCAGCCAAACCUGCAAAAUUCAACCUUUCUCAGAAUGGCUUCAAUGAAAUCCAUAUAUUUUUUGGGUACUCUCAGCUGGGCUCUGUUUCUGCUCACAACACCAGCAAUUUCAGUCUCCGAUGAAGCUUUUACAGAGUGCAUGGCGGCAAAUGGCAUAAAAAAUCUAACAAGCGCCAGUUCCAAAAACUACAAAAUCUUGCUAAACUACUCCAUACAGAAUCUCAGGUAUGCGGGUUCCCAAAUACCAAAGCCCCAUUUCAUCAUUCUCCCGCAGACCGAACAACAAGUCCAGGCCACGGUCACAUGCGCUCGCAAAGGGGGCUACGAAAUCCGCGUACGGAGCGGCGGCCACAGCUACGAAGGCACCUCCAUAACGGCCGAAGCGUCCUUCGUCAUAAUAGAUCUCAUGAAUCUCAACGCCGUCAAAUUGCAUGUCGCCACCGGCACAGCCUGGAUAGGCGGCGGCGCAACGCUCGGGGAAAUUUACUACACCAUUGCUCAGACGACCCGCGGCUACGGUUUCUCCGCGGGGUCGUGCCCAACUGUCGGUAGCGGCGGGCAUAUCAGCGGCGGCGGCUUCGGCCUCCUCUCGAGAAAAUACGGCCUGGCGGCGGACAACGUGGUUGAUGCGCACGUGGUGGACGCAGAGGGAAGGCUGCUUAAUAGAAAAACCAUGGGCGAAGAUUUCUUCUGGGCAUUACGUGGCGGCGGCGGCGGGAGCUGGGGAAUUGUGGUCGCAUGGAAGAUUAAGCUCCUGAAAGUUCCACCCACGGUCACAUUGUUUAGCGUCUCCAGGCGUGGGCUGCGCAAUGUGUCGACACUGCUGUAUAAAUGGCAAAUGGCGGCGCCGACUCUGGAGAAGGAAUUUUAUCUCUACGCUUACUUGCAGGCGCCGGAUAAUCGCACAACCGCGGCUUCAUUUACCGGAUUGUAUCUCGGCCGGAAAACCGCCGUGCUAAAAUCCCUCGGUUCCCGGUUUCCCGAGCUAGGUAUUGUGGCGGAAGAUUGUACAGAAAUGAGGUGGAUUGAUGCCGCGUUGUUUUUCUCCAACAGGGGUUCGAACCUCUCGAGCCUCGCCGACAGAUAUGAUUAUAAUAAAUUGUAUUUUUUUGCAAAGUCCGAUUAUGUGAGAAAUCCUAUUCCUUUGAAAGCCCUUGUUGGAGGGCUUAAAACUCUGCGGGAACAGCCCCUGGGAAGCGUAAUUUUUGAUCCUUAUGGAGGGAAAAUGUGGGAAAUUGCUUCAGAUUUUACUCCUUUUCCUCACAGGGCCGGGAAUUUGUUCGGCAUACAGUAUUCUGUGUCGUGGUAUGAUGAAAAUGGCGACAGUGAAGAAUAUCUUGCGUGGUUGAGGAAAUUUUAUGCUUUCAUGGAGCCUUAUGUCUCGCAGAAUCCGCGAGCUGCGUAUGUGAAUUAUAUGGAUCUGGAUCUUGGAACUGUGGGGAAUGAGUUGCUUAACGGGACUGAUCUUGUUGCAGAGGCGAGUAAAUGGGGGAAAAAAUACUUUUUGGAUAAUUUUGAGCGGCUGGUUCGGGUGAAAACCAGAGUUGAUCCACACAAUGUGUUUCGCAAUGUCCAGAGCAUCCCGCCUGACAUCAGAUUUUGAAGCCAUAAAAAAAUUCUGGAUUGCUGUGAUUAUUGAAGGUGCUGUAUUUCUAAGGGCAUAGUAAUUUAAAUCUUCACCGAAUGAUUGUGAUUUCAUCGACUCAAUUGUUUUUUCAAAUAUGCAAGCAAUGUGGGUAAAGGUACAACAUACAUACAGAGUAUGCACUAUUGUAUUUUAAUAGUAUUAGAAGAUCAAACCAGUAAAAAUUGGAUAAAAAAUUAUUAUGAUUUAUAUU
Messenger RNA from Cryptomeria japonica (Japanese cedar), 1909 nucleotides. Its product is annotated as berberine bridge enzyme-like D-2. The transcript has a single exon. Bases 106 to 1674 code for a protein of 522 amino acids. The record is from RefSeq and is a predicted model, not a curated record. Gene Ontology annotation, molecular function: oxidoreductase activity; FAD binding. Lineage: Eukaryota; Viridiplantae; Streptophyta; Pinopsida; Cupressales; Cupressaceae.